Molecule: messenger RNA, 3357 nt
Organism: Protobothrops mucrosquamatus (brown spotted pit viper)
Lineage: Eukaryota; Metazoa; Chordata; Lepidosauria; Squamata; Viperidae
Gene: ANO8
Product: anoctamin 8
Exons: 18
Coding region: 1-3357 (1118 amino acids)
Biological process (GO): chloride transmembrane transport
Cellular component (GO): plasma membrane
Molecular function (GO): chloride channel activity
Source: RefSeq, a predicted model, not a curated record
AUGGAUGGGGAGGCGGCCGCGCCACCUGCCACCGGGGUCCUGGGUGGGUGCGGCGUCUCCCGCCCCUCCAAAAUUCCCGUCCCGCCGGCGGAGGCCGAAGGAGACCGGCCCUGCGGGUCCACUGCGGCGGCGGCCAUCCGCGCCGUGCCUUUGGAUGACGCCGCCAUCGGGGAGGCUGACAAGCUGUUUGGGAAACGUCUGCUGCAGGCUGGGCGUUACAUCAUGUCCAAUAAAUCGUGGAUGAAAACGGUCCCCACAGAAAACUGUGAUGUGCUGAUGACUCUGGCAGAUACAACUGAUGACCACACAUUACUAUGGUUGUUGAACCACAUCCGUUUGGGAAUCCCAGAGCUCAUCAUCCAGAUUCGGCACCACAAGCACACCCGGGUCUAUGCAUUUUUUGUCACAGCAACUUAUGAAAGUUUGCUCCGGGGGGCGGACGAGAUUGGUUUGCGGAAGCCUGUGAAGGCCGAAUUUGGGGGUGGCAUGCGCAGUUUCUCCUGCGAGGAAGAUUACAUCUAUGAGAACAUAGAAAAUGAACUCUAUUUUUUCACUUCUCAGGAACGCCAAAACAUCAUCAGGUAUUGGCUGGAGAACCUGCGGGCCAAGCAGGGUGAAGUGCUGCACAACAUCCACUUCCUGGAAGGGCAGCCAAUCAUCCCUGAGCUGGCUGCUCGUGGUAUCCUCCAGCAAGUCUUCCCCAUCCACGAGCAACGGAUUCUGAACCGGCUGAUGAAAUCAUGGGUACAAGCCAUUUGUGAAGCCCAGCCUUUGGAUGAAAUAUGUGACUAUUUUGGGGUGAAGAUUGCCAUGUACUUCGCAUGGCUGGGCUUCUACACGUCAGCCAUGGUGUACCCUGCUGUGUUUGGCUCCCUCCUCUACACCUUCACAGAGAAUGAUCAGACCAGCCGGGACAUUUGCUCUGUUAUAUUUGCCAUCUUCAAUGUUAUCUGGUCCACCCUGUUCCUGGAGGAGUGGAAACGCCGGGGAGCCGAAUUUGCGUACAAGUGGGGAACAUUGGACACACCAGCAGAAUCCAUUGAAGAGCCUCGGCCACAGUUCCGGGGUGUGAAGCGCAUCAGUCCAGUGACCAACACAGAAGAGUUCUACUAUCCGCCUUGGAAGCGGUUGCUCUUCCAGUGUUUGGUGAGCGUGCCCAUCUGUAUCUUCUGCCUCUCCUUUGUCUUCCUUACCAUGCUGGGCUGCUUCGAAUUGCAGGAAUUUGUGCUGAGCAUCAAGGAACUGCCGCGCCUUGUUCGCUUCUUGCCCAAAAUCAUGCUGGCCGUCAUCGUCACCGUCUGCGAUGAAGUCUACAGAAAAAUUGCCUACUGGUUAAAUGACAUGGAAAAUUACCGCUUGCAGAGUGCCUACGAAAAACACCUCAUCAUCAAAAUGGUCCUGUUUCAAUUUGUAAAUUCAUACCUAAGUCUUUUCUACAUUGGAUUCUACCUCAAAGACAUGGAGCGCCUCAAGGAGAUGCUGGCUACACUCCUCAUCACCCGCCAGUUCUUGCAGAAUAUUAAGGAAGUCUCACAGCCCCACUUAUACAGCAAGUUCAAGCAUGGUGACUUCAGUAUGCAAAACCUUCGGGAGGUGACCCAUACCCUCUUCCGCCUGCUGACCCAGAAGUACACAUUCACCACAUCGUAUGGCACCAACCCUCGGCACCCCAGGCAUGGUGACUCGCCGGCGGGCCACAGGCCAGAGGUCCACGAGGCCCCAGAGGGGGCCGCCAAAGGGGAGAAGAAAUGCCUCAAUGGGGGGUGCGGCGUGCCUGAAGAAGAGGAAGAGGAGAAGAAGGAAUCAGACUCAGAAGAUGAGAGCAUCAUUGACUGUGGGUUGAAGCUGAAAAAAGUGAGCUUUAUUGAAAAGGCUGACCGCAAGACGGGGGAUCCCAGCUUAGAGGACAUGAGCUUCCUGGAAGAAGGUAGUCCCACCAUGGUGGAGAAAGGGAUGGACCCGUCCUCGGUCUUUGAGCUGUGUGAAGAUGAUGAUGAGAGUGACGAAGCCUCAGAGAGCCCGUUUAAGACCCUACCAGAAGCUAAGGAGCCAGCUGUUAUUAUGCGGACUCGGAGGGCACGGGUGGGCAAGAACCUCACAGAAGGGGAGGAAGAAGAAGAAGAAGAAGAAGAAGAGGAAGAUGGUUAUGAGAAUCGAAGACAUGCCAGGUCCUCAUGGAUCGAUCCACCAGAGGAGAACUACACCACGCAGCUUGCCCAAGCCGAAGUGGAGAGCUGCAUGAAAAAAUAUGAGGACACUUUUCAAGAUUACCAGGAGAUGUUCAUCCAAUUUGGCUACGUGGUCCUCUUCUCGUCGUCUUUUCCCUUGGCUGCACUGUGUGCCCUGAUCAACAAUAUCAUUGAGAUCCGGAGCGAUGCCUUCAAGUUGUGUACGGGGCUCCAACGGCCCUUUGGGCAGCGGGUGGAAAGCAUUGGAGAGUGGCAGAAAGUGAUGGAGGCCAUGGGCGUCUUGGCGAUUGUGGUGAACUGUUACCUGAUUGGCCAGUGUGGGCAGCUGCAGCGUCUUUUUCCUUGGCUGAGUCCGGAAGGUGCUAUAAUAUCUGUGGUGGUGCUAGAGCAUUUUGCCCUUUUGCUCAAAUAUAUUAUCCAAGUUGCAAUUCCUGAUAUCCCGGCCUGGGUUGCAGAAGAGAUGGCCAAGCUUGAAUACCAGAGGCGAGAGGCCUUUAAGAAACACGAGCGACAGGCCCAGCACCACUUCCAGCAACAGCAGCGUCGUAAACGGGAGGAAGAGGAGCGUCAGCGCCACGCCGAAUAUCACGCCCGGAAAGAACGUGAGAGCAGCCGGGAGGAAGGCAAGGCUAAUGGUGGCGGGCAGGAUCCUGGACACGAGAAGAGUCAGCCCAAAGGGAAGGGUCCAGGAGGGUCGAGCCACGGAUCCGAGAAACCCAAACGGCCCAGCUCCCUCCUGGCCACCAACAACGUUAUGAAGCUCAAGCAGAUCAUCCCUCUACAGGGCAAGUUUUUAUCAGGGAGCACAGGGGCAUCUGGCCCUGGGACGGCCCGUUCACCCCAGUCCCCCACUAGUACUGAUAACAAACUACCUGGCUUCCUUAGUUUCAAGUUCCUUAAGUCCCCAGAGACAAAACGGGAAGCCAACACUGAGAAGGUGCAGUCACCCACUAAGCCUUUCAACCCCAGCAAACUGUUCAACUUCAGCAAAUCCGAAGGGGGCAAUGGGGCAUCCUCCCCGCCACGGCCCGGCCCUUCGGCAGAUGCAGGCGAAAAGCCUUUGGCCGGCAGAUCACAUCUCAACGGGUUGGCAGAUGAGGAGGUGUCUGAGGACCUGGAGAUCCGAACAAUGGUGGUGGAGGAGGAGGGGCCGAGCCACAAACUCUAA